UUACAUGUACGCAUCCGGUGACGUCAGGCCCUUCGCCUCAUACACGCUCCACUCUCGCGUUCGUGGGAACUCAAGCGACUGAAAAAAUAAAAUAAAAAUACGUAAAGAAGUGAAAAUAUACAGUAAUUAAAGACACAUCUGGAGUCAUGGCCACGACGUUUGAGCAGAUGAGAGCGAACGUGGGCAAACUACUGCGGGGCAUCGACAGGUAUAACCCGGAGAAUCUGUCCACACUGGAGCGAUAUGUGGACACACAGGCCAGAGAAAACGCGUAUGACCUGGAGGCAAAUCUGGCUGUUCUCAAACUGUACCAGUUUAACCCAGCAUACUUCCAGACCACAGUAACAGCACAGAUUCUGCUGAAGGCGUUGACCAAUCUCCCACACACAGACUUCACUCUGUGCAAGUGCAUGAUCGACCAAACCCACCAGCAAGAGGAGCGGCCGAUAAGACAGAUCCUGUAUCUCGGGAACCUGCUGGAGACGUGCCACUUCCAGAGCUUCUGGACCAGUCUAGAGGAGAAUAGAGAGUUAAUUGAUGGAAUCACUGGAUUUGAAGACUCUGUGCGGAAAUUCAUCUGUCAUGUGGUGGGCAUCACGUAUCAGAACAUUGAGUAUGGACUGUUGGCUGAGAUGUUGGGAGACCCUCUGGACACACAGGUGAAGGUUUGGAUGAAUAAGUACGGUUGGACGGAGAAUGAAGAUGGACAGAUAUUCAUUCAUAGUCAGGAGGAGAGCGUCAAACCCAAGAACAUUGUGGAGAAAAUCGACUUUGAGAGUGUGUCCAGCAUCAUGGUUACAUCAAAGUGAAAACACACACACACACACACACUGUUUCUCGACUGCCUGAUUUUUUUCAAUAAACGAAUUUCAACGAAGCAA
This is a messenger RNA of Myxocyprinus asiaticus (Chinese sucker), 881 nucleotides long. Its product is annotated as eukaryotic translation initiation factor 3 subunit K. The coding region runs from base 147 to 809 and encodes 220 amino acids. The record is from RefSeq and is a predicted model, not a curated record. Lineage: Eukaryota; Metazoa; Chordata; Actinopteri; Cypriniformes; Catostomidae. Gene Ontology annotation, molecular function: translation initiation factor activity; ribosome binding. Gene Ontology annotation, cellular component: cytoplasm; eukaryotic translation initiation factor 3 complex. The transcript has 8 exons. Gene Ontology annotation, biological process: regulation of translational initiation.